Molecule: messenger RNA, 3116 nt
Organism: Marchantia polymorpha subsp. ruderalis
Lineage: Eukaryota; Viridiplantae; Streptophyta; Marchantiopsida; Marchantiales; Marchantiaceae
Source: the annotation of a GenBank genome assembly
UUUGAGGCUGCAGCCUCCCCGAAUCAUCUGUUCCAACAGCGGACGAAGAGAUGUUGUCGUGUCAUAUUGUGUCGUGAGCGUUCAACAAGUCACCAUGCAAGUGAGCCUUGCACGAGAACGAGGGAGGGUCACGAAGCAUGUCGGACAGUCGACAGUCAUCUCAAUGCCUUCCAGAACCUCAUAAUCUGUCCUCCUGCUCGAUGUUCGUUCGUUCGUUUCAUCUUCAAAUGGUUGAAGUGGCUACAGCCAGCCCGACAUGUCAUCGAGGUCCUUGAACUCCGAGAGGGACGAAGGAACGGGGGCCCAUGGGAUCUCUCUCUCUCGGGUUCACUUCACGGUCUCCAAGACCCGGAGCAGACGGGAGGAAUCAGCGGUUCGGAACGAAAGCGCGGAUCGAGAACGAAGGCCGAUUGGGGAAGAACCCCUCGGCCGUCACGUGGACAAGGGCCCAGAAGACGUUAAACCCCAGGCGUCAUGGUGCUGAAGAGCGAUUGGGCCGCGGGUGGUGACAGGGCCGGGGGGACGGAGGGCCUGUGGCGUGCUGCAUGCACGGUCAGCGGCCGUAGGUCGGGGGGCUGCGCUCGUGGAUACCGUAGCACGCUCUCGUUCCUUUCUUCGUACGGGAUAAUAUUAAAGGGCCCGAAGCCUGGAGAAGGUACGUGCCCUCUCUCGAGCUUUCGCCACCUUGUCAGUCCGAUACUUCAUCCACUGCAGACAUCGCCCGCAGUCACAGACACAGACACCCUCCGACCCGAUCGUCGAGCUUCCACUCAUCGAUCACGACGACGACGAGCAAUCCCGUCCUCCCGUGGACGAGAAUUCGUUCUACUCUUCUUCGAGCAAAUCACGGACUUUCGCAAAUUACCGCAACCACUUGAUUUCGUGCUCAGAGCCUCUGCCCUUUCCAUCGGCCGCCAGUGAGGCUGAUUCAGGAGGAUGGCUUCAGCAUCUACGCUUCAUGUGCUUCCUGCUUCUGAUUCUGCUUCCGGAGCAAUUCCUGUCACCUCUAACUCGACGACACGACAUGUCUGCGGUCUAGCACGCUCUCCGUUGCUCCCGCAGAGAAGGCAAGCAGCAGUCCUGCAAUCGAAGAUUUGGGGCUGCAAAGUGCGAGGGGAAAGUCGACAGAAGUUGGAUCUUAAGCAGACGAAUCUGCGGCAGUUCACUGUCGCUGCCAAGGAAGAGGAUGAUGGCAAGCCUUCUAAGUCACCCAGUGCCUUGAUGGAGGAGGAGGAAAAGAAGAAAGACGAAGGUGCUAGUCCAGAGCAGAAUGCGGGUGAGAAAGUGGACUGGAGAAAAGACGAAGACAUGAAGAAGUUUUUAACCAACCCGUCCAUAGAAACACUGCUGAAGGUGGAGUCGAAGAGGACCGAGCAGAGGCUCAAAGAGCUCGAGAGUCUUCAAGACAAAGGAAAUGUGUUCACCGACUUUUUUAACAACUUGACCAAGAGUAACCUCCGCCGAGAGAAGGAACGAUUAGAGAAAGCUCAGGAAACCUUCAAAGCUUUGGAUAUCGGCAAGCUGAAGAGCGUCUUUGGUUACGACUCGUUUUAUGCAACCGACGCCAGACGGUUCGGAGAUGGAGCAAUCUUUGUGGGAAACAUGCGAAAGCCAUUGGACGAGGUGAAACCCAAACUCGAGGCUAAGCUUUCGGAGGUGGCGGGACGGGAAGUGGACAUCUGGUUCAUGGAGGAAACUCCAGAGCCCGGAGUCACAAAGCAGAUCUGCGUGGUCCAGCCAAAAGUGGAAAUAGACUUGCAGUUGAGCGCUGAGAAACUGAGCACCCCCUACGGAUAUCUGAUAUCGGCGCUCCUGGGAGUGACAACUCUGAGCACCAUCGCUCUGACGAGCGGUUUCUUUCUACCAGCCUACGCUACUUUCGAUGAUUACGUAUCUCGGGUGCUGCCACUCUUUGCUGGUUUCGUAGCUAUCAUCACCGCUUCCGAGGUCGCCACCAGGUUGACAGCUGCAAAAUACGGAGUGAAGCUCAGUCCAUCAUUCCUGAUCCCGUCCACUUGGACCGGGUGCCUUGGAGUACAAACCAACUUCGAGUCGCUGGUGCCCAGCAAGAAGGCACUUUUUGACAUUCCAGCAGCCAGGAUCACGAGCGCAUACCUAACUUCCUUCGCCGUGGCGCUAACGGCCUUCGCCAUCGAUGGCAGCAUCAACGGAGGCGACAACGCAUUGUACAUCAGACCGCAGUUCUUCUUCAGCAAUCCUCUCUUGUCCUUUGUGCAGUACGUCACCGGCCCAUACACCGAUGAACUGGGCAAUGUUCUGCCCCAAGCUGUGGAAGGCUUGGGAGUGCCAGUUGACCCUCUGGCUUUCGCGGGAUUGCUAGGGAUUGUGGUCACUUCUCUGAACAUGCUGCCGUGCGGGAAGUUGGAGGGGGGACGAAUCACGCAAGCGCUCUUCGGAAGAAGACAAGCCAAGCUGCUGUCAUUUUUCACAUCCUUGGCACUGGGAGCUGGAGGAUUAUCGGGCAGUGUUCUGUGCCUGGUCUGGGCCUUCUUCGUCACCUUCUUCCGUGGCGGUGAAGAGCUUCCUGCACAGGACGAGAUUACGCCCGUCGAUCAAUCCCGCUACGUAUGGGGUUUCGCUCUUGCCCUCAUUUGUGCCUUGACCCUCUUUCCCAACAGCGCUGGCACCUUCCCCAGCCCCCUCUACACUCCUCCCUUCUUCAGAAACGACUUCUAGCCCUGUCGUCGAUCUCAUACUACUCGCCUGACAACGAGUCAACUGGUUCUACCAUCAACACCAAAACCUCGGCCAUCACAAGCAUCCCUCAGAGCUCGGAGCUCGUACCUUCACUGUCAACUAACUACUCCUCGAGUCAACUGCGCCACCCGGGUGCGAACGAGAGUGUACUGUCCUCUCCAUCGAGCUCGUAGUGGAAGAGUGUACAAUAGAGCGCGUGUGUAAAUUAUGGAGACGCUGCAGUAUUCCUAGGUCAGCUUUUUGUUUCAUUCAAAACCGAAUGAAGGUAGUACCAGAAGGUACAGCUGUAGAUGUGAAAUUCUAUGUUAUAAAGUGGAAGUAUCAUUGUACAAAUUUCACGAUGUUAUAAAGUUAUUAUGAGAGACAGAACAACCGGAUGCAUCCUCUCGGCAGCACGA